CAAUUUAAGUUUUGCCGAGGUGGUACGCCACUCGACCGAUAUUUAAAUAGGUCGUCUAAUUCCUUAUCACAGAACUAAUAAAAUAUUAAACACUGGGCCAUAAAAUGAGGUGACGUGGAUCAUUAAACUAAUCACUCAUACAUUCCAGUUUAAAUUGAAACGUGCAUGUAUUUAUACAUGAAGAUGGCUGGUACGCCGAUCAAAUUGGGCUCUGUUGUGUCCUUCUGUAUUGUGCUAUAUGCGAUGUAUUACCGUAAGAAUGAUAUGGGGGAUGAGCGUCUGCACCCUAUGAGAGAACAGUUGUUGAUACUCGAAAGCCAGAAUAGAGUGGGGCUUGGAAGUUUUCAGCCAAGAGUCGCUCUUGGGUACGGGGCUUGCCACGACUUAUUUGUGAAUGCGACACUGCUGUUGGACCAUAGAGAGUUAAACGGGGAGCCGGAACACCACAGUGAGAUCCGGAACAACGAUGAGUUGAUCAAAAGUUUCGCUUAUUUUUUCAAGCACGGUGCGGCGGCCGAGCGAUUUGUUUCCAAUGGAAAGCUCUAUGAUGACCUAGUUGAAAAAGCUUUAAAGCUGUCAGACUCUCGAUGGUCGAUCGGUGGCAAUGCUCCACUCAUGGCCAAGCGAUUCCACACAGAAGGCUGGAAGGUGCUCCUGGCCGGCAAAAUGAGUUCCAAACUCAAAUCAUACAUUCCAAAAGAAAUAAAAAUAGUUGGUGCCGAAGGAAAUGAGGAAGUAAAAGACGAUAUACAUAUGAUUCUUGAGUAUAAGGCUGAUGCAAAUUUUGGAGAUCUUAAAGCCCCCAGAGCCAAUCGGUAUAUUCUCCAUAAUGAUGAGAACAACCCGCUUUUGAGCUCUUUGGAGAAGUUUACGGAGCAUCUGCCACAAUUCACACCUGAUUUGCUCGUUAUCAGUGGGCUUCAGAUGAUGGAUAACUUUCCUUUCAAAAAAACUGACACUCAAGAUCUCAGGGCUGAUAGACUGGAACUAGUCAAAAAACAAAUCCUGUCACAGCCCGCUCAGACCCUCACCCACUUCGAAAUGGCCAGUUACGUGGAUCUCGAACUGCUUCUACACCUCAAGUCCAAAGUCCUGCCUUACGUGGACUCCAUGGGAAUGAAUGAACAGGAACUGACUAAUAUACAUAACUUACUCUUAUACGGUAACGUCAGUUACGCUGCUGACUCCAAUCCAAGAGUAGCCACAGCAUUGGACCAAAUGAGAAAAACAUUCCAAAUGAUAAGACAGAAAAAUCAGGAGCACAACAGCAACAGAAAACUAACUCGAAUACAUGUACACACUUUAGCCUAUCAGGCCAUCUUGACAGUGAAAGAUUCCUCUUGGAAAAGGACCGCCGCAGCCACAGCAAAAGCGUCCCUGACUGCGCAUAGAUACGUGUGUGACGCUCAAAAUAUCAUGCUAGAAAAAUCCAAGUUGUUGCUGGAUGAUAGUUUUGCUACGAGCACAGCUCAUGAUAAUAAUAGCAGGGGCAGGGUUGUCAUAGAACCGACCAAUCCAGUGGCUUGUUGGGAGGAGACACUUGAGGGUGAUCAAGUUGAGAUAUGUGUAGCGCCAGUUUUGAUAUGCACAGAAGCACAGUUGACAGCCGGUGCCGGAGAUAACAUAUCUGCCGCUGGAUUGGUACUUCAGAUAGAGAAGUGAAUUUUGCAGUUUUUGCUUUUAUGCUUUACUUAAUUUUAACAGAGACAUCAUGUGACUUACAUUUUAUAAGUUGGUUGUUAUUAUGUGCCAUUUGACUCGUAUUGAUAUCAAACAUUGAUCAAAAUGACUUGUCUUCUGUUCAAGGAGUACAUACUUAAUGUUGUAUUUAUUUUUAAUUUAAUAAUUUAUAUUUUGCUUGAAGGUGUUAAGGGUAUU
Leguminivora glycinivorella is the source of this 1878-nucleotide messenger RNA. RefSeq names its product ADP-dependent glucokinase. The record is from RefSeq and is a predicted model, not a curated record. Gene Ontology annotation, cellular component: endoplasmic reticulum. Bases 166 to 1662 code for a protein of 498 amino acids. The transcript is spliced from 3 exons. NCBI's taxonomy places the organism in Eukaryota, Metazoa, Arthropoda, Insecta, Lepidoptera, Tortricidae. Gene Ontology annotation, molecular function: ADP-specific glucokinase activity. Gene Ontology annotation, biological process: glucose metabolic process.